AUGCUAGACCUAAAGCUAAAGGUGACCAAGAACUGUAUGUAUUUCAACAUGACCUGUAUGAUGUCUGAGGCUAUGUAAGUGCACACAGCUCUCCAGUUAUUUCUUUGUGGAACAUGUGGCUAUCUGCUUAGAAGAGGGAUGUGUUCAGGACCCUUUGUCCUGUCCCAGUCUUUGAAAAGGAAAACCAAGGGAGAAAUCUUGGGAAGAGAGAAGAGGAAGCUUGUGAGGAGCUCCCAAUUUUGCUUAGAUAUUUGGUGACACCUACUGGUUCCUCUUUCUUUAGUGGGGAAACAGUUUAAAUGGAAGAGGUGCCUUUGCAAGAGGUGGAAAGAGGAGGCGGAGGAAAGAGGAGACUUGGCCUUGAAAAAAAGAAAUAAUAAAUAAUCCUGUCCUGAAGGAGUCAAGUGAGCAAACUGGUCGUUCCAGUAGCUGGCAAGGAAGACUUCUUGGGCAGCCAAGCUUGACAAGCUCUCCAAAGAUUCCCCACCUCUUUUACAAGAAAAGGUUCCUGAAAGGGGAACUCUCCUUGCAAACCGGUUUGGUUUUCUUUCCCCCUGCUGCCUGGCGUGUCCCGGUGCGCUUUAUCAAGGCACAAGCUCUCGGCCUCCUCCUCCUCCCUUGGCCCCUCCAGAGGCAUUUGGAAAGCUCAGCCUGCUCCGGGGAAAGCUUUCUCCACCUGCCAUGAAGAAAGACGGCGUGGAUAACCCGGCUUUUGAGCCCGGCAGCCCGGAUCGGGGCGGCGCGAUUCCGGCUUCCAGCAGUGCCAUCGAGAGCUCGCUCGGCUCUGAAUCCUUCGACGACGAGCUCUGCGGGUUUGGAGGCUAUGCGCCCGUCGCCCUGCAGCUCUGCAACAACGCCAAGGGCUACUUGGUCUUCUACAGCCUCCUCUCCAUCUUUCAAGGCAUUGUGGUAAAUGGACUAAUAAAUGUGAGCAUUUCCACAAUUGAGAAGCGAUAUGAUCUGAACAGUUCCCUCACAGGUGUAAUAUCUGCAGGCUACGACAUUUCAUUCUGUGUUUUGUGCCUUUUUAUAUCCUUCUAUGGUGAAAGAGGGCACAAACCGAGAUGGCUUGCCUUUGCAUCUUUCCUCAUAGCACUAGGAUCCCUGGUAUUUUCCUUGCCACAUUUUACUAGUGGAGUAUAUACAUAUGGAGAAAAAAUUGAAGAUAUUUGUCCUCUACCUGAAUCUGCAAUUCAGAAUGGAACAUGCACUGGCCAAAAAAGAUCUAAACUCACCAACUACUUCUUUGUCUUUCUGCUGGCCCAGCUCAUCUUGGGAGCAGGAGGAACUCCCCUUUACACACUGGGAACAACUUUCAUUGAUGAUAGUGUCCCAAAACACCAAGCUUCAGUCUACAUAGGCAUUGGUUACGCCAUGUCGCUUCUGGGUCCUGCUAUUGGUUACGUACUAGGAGGGCAGUUGCUUAAUGUCUAUGUUGAUUUCAAUCGUCAAGUAAGCAUAGACAUCACUCCCACAGAUCCACGCUGGGUUGGAGCUUGGUGGAUAGCAUUUGUUGUAUGCAGCUUUGCUACUUGCCUUUUAGUAGCACCGUUUUCAUAUUUCCCAAAGCAUUUGCCAGGUACACACAAAAUACAAGCUGAAAAAAUUUCUGAAGCACAUGGAGGAGUCAUUAAUGUUGACUAUACCGGCAAUAAUUUCAAAAACCUUAUAUUGACUCUCUGGAUGCUGCUCCAUAACCCUGUGCUCAUGUGUCUCGUAAUAGCUGCUUCGUUGGAAGCUUUAGUUGCCACUGGCUUUGCAACUUUCUUGCCCAAAUUUAUUGAAAAUCAGUUUGGAUAUACCUCUAGUUAUUCUGCUACCUUAGGAGGGCUUGUACUGGUCCCAGGAGCAGCAAUAGGUCAAAUUAUAAGUGGAACUGUGAUUUCCAAGCUCAAGAUGAGUUGCAAAAAUAUUAUCAGGUUUAUUCUCCUGACUUGUAUGGUCGCACUUUUAUUAAAUACAGUUUUUGCAUUCGCUAAAUGUGGGAAUGAACCAUUUGCUGGUGUCUCCGAGACAUAUAAUGGGACAGGAAUGUUAUCAAAUCUAAUCGCACCAUGCAAUGCCCACUGUAGAUGCAUGCCUUCAGAAUUUGUACCAGUUUGUGGGGCAGAUGAAGUCCAAUAUUUUUCUCCAUGUUAUGCUGGAUGUACAUCUUCAAUUCUUCAGAAAAAUACAAAGGUCUACAACAACUGUUCCUGUGUAGGGAAUCCCACCGUUGUAAUUGAGAACACCAUCCAAGGAGCCUUGUCGGGAAAAUGUAAAUCCAAAUGUACAGUCCUGCCCUGGUUCCUUAGCUUUUUCUUUCUAGCUGUUGUUUUUACUUUUAUGGCAGUUACACCAACAACCGUGGCCAUUCUCAGAUGUGUACCAGAAACAAACCGGUCAUUUGCUAUGGGUGUUCACAUGUUGUUUCUACGAAUUAUCGGAACAAUACCUGGGCCAAUUGUGUUUGGUGUUGCAAUAGACCAUACAUGUACAUUAUGGUCUGUUGAUAAAUGUGGAAUUAGAGGGUCAUGUUGGACCUAUAACAACAGCAAAAUGGCAUAUAUGUUAAUGGGCAUAACUGCAUGUUCCAAGUUUCAAUACUGUGCCUUGACAGAAGCUUUAUCAUCACAUGAUUAUACAGAAAAGGUGUUGCUAUGUCUCCCAAGUCAUUCUCUGUUACUAUGGCAUGGCUAUUUAAUAGAACAUUAGUAUCAGUCACAACAUUCACCAGCAUUUUAUCAAGUAUUUGAAGUUCAACAUUGGAAGUAUAUCAACAGCCUCCAUCUUUUAAUGUGUCUUAACAGUGAAUCUUAAUUAGAGCUCAUUGAAAUUACUAUUUUAAAGUAAUUUCCAGUGUCAGAAUCCACCAGCCAGCUUGGCAGCUGCAGUCUAAAAUGUACUUUUUUGCAACUUUCUGUGUGUAUUAGGUGAAUGUAAAUGUUCAUAUAAAAUAGUUACAAUCUUACCUAAAGUUGACAAAUGUGUAAGUCCAGUAUUCCAAAAUUUUGCUUUGAAUCACCUAUGUGUGAUUGAUAAAUACGAAACAAAGUUUUUUUAUUGUCAUAAGGUUCUGAAUGGCAUUUGCACAUCAGUGCCUUCUUUCACAUAAGCAUACACAUGUCUGUCUACCCUUUAUUUCUAGAGGAAGACACAUAAAGGGUUUCCAAGGUGUAUUUGUAGAUUAUUUGUACAUUCUUCUCCUGCUGUUUGCAUCUGUGGAUCGGAAGGAAUGAUCCUGCUAAAUAGUAAUGUGCUUGAUCUUACAAAGGCAUCCGAAAGUGAUAGUUGAGAUCAGUAGCGGGAAAAGGCCAGCAAUGACCCAAAGACUGCCGAAGAGGAAGACUGUAGAAGUUAAGAUUGUUGUAGUUAAACUCAAAUAAUAAUUUAUUGCUCUAGAAGAGUUUUACAGUUUCUUUGUUUUGUCACAGCAUUCCAUUACUUCCAGGCAAUCCAUUAAUAAAUGAAAAUAUAAUAUUUUUUGCAAUGCUCAGUGAAAGCUAAACAACAUUGCUCUAUGGACCUCAUCACAUUGAUGAGUCUCCACAGUGAAUCAGCAGGGCAGUGGGUCAAUCCUGGCACCCCUUGCCCUGCCUCACUGGCAGUGAUGCUUCUCCAUCACACAUGGAGAAGCAUUGUCAUAUUCUGGGUGCAGUGUCAUAGGAUGUAUGUGCCCCAGUUCAUCGAUGGGGCCCUGCUGUAUAUCAGCCUGUGUUGUGUGAUGGGCGGCAUGGCUCCAUUGAUCAGCUAUGUUACAAGCAUCCCAGGAUGCUUGCAGGUAAUAAUGUGGUGAAGACCAUAUGUCUUCAUAGUAAAAAGAAAUCCAUACGGCAAGAAAACAUUGUCUUUCAUGUCCUUGGUUUUCUUGUGCAUUUUGGGUUGUUAAAAGUUCUUUAUAAUUUUGGGUGAAUUGAAGUAUGUGAAUAAAGAAAUAAUACAAAAGUUAGCUUUUUAUUAUCUUGAACAUUAUGUUUACAUUAUAAGAACUACUGUUAACUAAGUGCCUUCAGGAUUUAAGCCACAACCCAUGAAGUGGAUAUCCAAAGAAGUGGAAUUGCUUCUUUUCCUUUCUCGAUAUCAAUUUACAGCAAUACAUCUCAAACUGCUUGUUGAACUCACUUUUGUGAGUUCUUUAUUUCAUGCCAAAAGUCACAAAUACAGACUUUGCAUAUCUGGAUUUUGAUUGUGCUGUUCUCUUGCAGUUUUGCUGUAGAGAACAAUGAUUUCACAUUCUGUAGCAGACAUAAGUAUGUACAAAAGUAAAUAUGAAUGAAACAACGAAAAUGAGUUCUUGGAUAGCAUCCUAAAGAACAUGUCAAAGAUAUGGAAAAAUUGCAGUUGAAUUUUAGGAAGUCUCUUUUUUCCAUGCAGUUCUCGGCAUUACUUGAAAAUGGACUGUGGGGGGUAAUAGCCCUUCAGAACAAGUUUUGGUACAUGGGGAGAAAGGUGAAUCACUGUUCUCUCAGUUCUGGUGUAAUUGGGGUUUUUUUGUGAGUUGAAGACUCACUUUUGCAUCUUGCCCAUUUUUUGAAGUAUCAAGAAAUAUUGUCUUCCAUUAUAAUAGAAAACUGAGCUUUCUCUUGUUCUGUGUGAUUAUUAUGAUUUUAUUCAUUGGAAGCUACAUGUAUGUUGGUAUAGGUUGCUCCAUAGUGCCAGAUGUUUUCACUCUUUUUUGUUGAUAUAUAUAUGUAUAUGUAUAUAUAUAUGCACAAAUUUCCUGGUGAACUGAAUUCCUCUCAUGUCAAAAUCACAUUGUGUAACAUUUUAAAUGGAAAAAAAUAUUUUAGAGAAUUGCCAUAACAUGUAAAAGAAUAUUUUGUUCAAAGAGAUGCUACUUAAAUAUUUGAAUUAAAAUA
Molecule: messenger RNA, 4838 nt
Organism: Anolis sagrei ordinatus
Lineage: Eukaryota; Metazoa; Chordata; Lepidosauria; Squamata; Anolidae
Source: RefSeq, a predicted model, not a curated record